Molecule: messenger RNA, 3902 nt
Organism: Cuscuta campestris
Lineage: Eukaryota; Viridiplantae; Streptophyta; Magnoliopsida; Solanales; Convolvulaceae
Source: the annotation of a GenBank genome assembly
CGGUUGUUUCUUUUGAAGUUUUAUUGCACUCGGGAAAUGCCAUAGCGUGUUCAGCUGGCUCACCUUCUACCUGAAAUUCGAUGGACGGCGCUUCACUGCUGCAGCGAUACCGUCGCGAUCGCCGGAAGCUUCUGGAGUUUUUGUUAUCGUCUGGCUUGAUCAAGGAAAUUCGAACUCCGGCUGGCUCUAGUACCGUCUCCAACCUCAACCUCGAUGCUCUAAGCAUCGAUUACGUUCUGGAAUGCAUCCAAUCCAGUCGUGUGGUAGAUGUUUCUGUAGCUAGUAAGAGAUAUCGGGAAGAACUUCAACAGCCAAUAACGAUGCAGUCGCACUUUGGGGAUUCAUAUUUUCUUCUUUCGGGUGCAGAAACAGCCGGGUCUCCUCCCAGACGGAUACCACCUGUUGUUGCGUACAACUAUAACAAUCAUACAUUUAGUGAUUCUGAUCUUCCAAGUUCUCGUUCUGGUUUUGAGAAUGAAUUGAAACAUGCACACCCUGGACCAACAAAGUCACUCCCACGAAAUCAUGUUCAUAUCCCUAAAAUUGGAUUACCUACCUUACAAACAGGACUAUUGGAUGAUGACUUGAGGGAAUCUGCUUAUGAAAUAUUCCUUGCUUGUUUGGUGUUUUCUCGUAAGAUGGAACUUCAUUUGAAUGAGAAUAGAAAGAAGAACUCUAGAUUUUUGGCUGGGUUGAAGAAUAAAAGGGUUAAAAGGCAUCCAAUGCCCGAUUCUUUUGAUAGGCCAUCAGAGCUCAUUGACAUUUUUCGGUCACAAAUGCAGAUCUCAGAAGCUAUGGAUAGUCUCAUUCGACAAUGUUUGGCUGCUGUAGCAGCGGGGAGAGCUCGGGAACAGAUUGAUGUUCCCCAAAUCAUCCUUGGAUUGUUGAAUGGAAUGCUCAAGUCUGAUUUUCCGAACGAGAAGUCAUAUAUCCUAUGGAAGAGCAGACAAGCAGACAUUCUUGAAGAACUUCUUUCCUCAGCUGAGUAUGUCAAUGAUAAGAAGCAAUCAGUUGACAUUUUGAUUGAUAGAAUCAGAAAUCCCGAGGAUUGGGACACUAGGAUGUCUCCCUCUGAACGCUUUGAAGUCCUAUCAGCUAUUAGUCAUAUUGCGUUGACAUUAUCGAGCAUGCCACCAAAGUAUGGAAUUCUGGGGGAAAGUUAUUAUUGGAGUGCUGGCUAUCAGUUGAAUAUCAGGAUUUAUGAGAAGCUACUUGUUGGGUUGUUUGACAUUCUUGAAGAUGACCACCUUAUAGAGGAAGCUGGUGAAAUCCUCAAUCUACUCAAGUCAUCUUGGUCGAUGUUAGGCAUUACUCAGAAACUCCAUAACGUGAUACAUGCAUGGGUGCUUUUUCAACAGAAACCUUCUCUCCUCAAUGAGGUGAUGAGCAUGGCAUUGAUGGUUGGAGCAUAUAGUUUUGAAUCAUGUGACAAGAACAAGGAUUUGUUUGUUGCUGAUGGAGAAGGGCUUCCCCGGUCAUUAGUUACUGAGGAAGCAAAAGCUGUGCAACAAAUAAUAAGCUUGUUUUCCCUCCAGGCUGACUCUGUGAUUAGAAUGCUGAUGACUUCUAGUCGACAUAUGACAGCAGGACAUGAUGUACAUCAAAAUGAUUUUAGGAACAUCGGAGAUGCACAGACUUUAAUGCGUGUUUUAUGUCACAUGAAAGAUGCAGGGGCGUCGAAGUUCUUGAAGAUGCAUUAUAACCUUCCCGCGUCUUCGGAGUACGAGGAAAACGCACGAGAGGAGUCCGUUUCUGGUUCCCCUCUGAUAGCUGAUCUUAUAAAGCGAAGCGCUUCGCUUCGCUUGUCUGACAGAGGCAGCAGCAGCUUCAGAUCUAUAAAGAAAAAGUUUCACGAAGCCACGUCCGAUCUCAGGCAUGUUGCUUGUCCGUAUCAUUCGACCCCCCAUAAGGCCCAACGUCCUCGUUGGUCACGGCUACGUUGGUCACGACUGGUUUCACUCAGAGCCAACCUCGGAGUGGUGGCCCACGGAGUGGUGGCCUGGAGAGAGCCAGCCGUGACCAACGUGGCCGUGACCAACGAGGACGUUGGGUCUUCACAAUAUUCUGAUAAUUUCACAAUUCACCGUUCUCCACCACCUCAGAUUUUUAUUCUUUUCUUGCUUGCUCAAGAGAAGUUUGUGCAGAAAUGCUGGAUUCCUGUUGUGAAAAAAGCUGCAAAGGCGGAACAUUCCACUGUUAAAGGGAGUAACCCUACCAUUCCUGAAGCUAUGCCUUCUUUAUAUGCAACAAGGGCAAUUCAGCUCUUUGGCGAUUCAUUGUCACUGAGAAAUCUUUCUUGGCGGCUAAGUAGAGGAUCUCCACUCAAUGACAGGGUGAGGUUUUUAAGUGACUGUGGUCCUCUUACCCUAGCUAGUCUUGGGCUGAAGAAUGGAGUUGAAGGCAGGAAAGUCAAAACUAAGCUUGUGCAAAAGAGUGUUUCCAUAACUGAAGUCCCUAAGGUAUUUUCUGGAGUGCCAAGAGACCCUAAGGGUACUUUAAAGAAAAAGAUAAACAGUGGAAGAAGCAUUGGAUUGAAAGAUACAAAGUCCAUAGACACAGGGGAAGCAGCAGCACCCUUUGCUGCAAAGUCUUUCUCUGACCUUGGCCUUCCACCAUUACUAAUCGAGAGACUCGAGAAGGAAGGGUUCAAAGAUCCAACAGAUGUUCAGGCUGCUGCGGUUCCAACAAUUUUGGAAAAUCACGACGUCGUGAUUCAGUCCUACACUGGGUCAGGAAAAACAUUGGCUUAUCUUCUUCCAAUACUCUCCAAUGUCUUUUUCCCCAUCAAUGGUGAAAAAGCCUCUUCAAGCAGAGCAGAUAUAAAAGCUGUGAUUGUGGCUCCUUCAAGGGAACUUGGCAUGCAGAUUGUUAGGGAAGCCGAAAAGCUUUUGGGACCUGAUAGGAAAAUGGUUCAACAGCUUGUGGGUGGGGCGAACCGGUCGAGACAAGAAGAAGCACUCAAGAAAAACAAACCAUCUGUGGUAAUCGGCACUCCCGGGCGAAUUGCAGAGAUUAGUGCAUCCGGAAAGCUCCACACGCACGGAUGCCGUUACUUGGUCUUAGAUGAAGUUGAUGAGCUUCUUGCUUUCAAUUUCCGGGAAGACAUGCAACGGAUAUUGGAUCACGUGGGGACCACAAAAUCUGGACCCCAUGGCUCAAGCAGUUUGCUUGUGAAGAACCAUGCUUCCCGCCAGACGAUCAUGGUUUCUGCAACAGUGCCAUUCUCGGUCAUAAGAGCUGCUCGAAGCUGGGGACGGGACCCACUCCUCGUCCAAGCCAACAGUGUGCUUCCUCUUCACUCCAUGCCUCUUGCAUUGCAGCCUUCCAACUCACUGCAGGCUCCUCAGCCAGCAGCUGUGCUGACCCUACCUCCCAAUCUAAACCAUUACUAUUGCGUCACGAGGAUUCAACACAAAGUCGACAUGCUGAGAAGGUGUGUUCAUGCCCUGGAGGGUAAAUCUGUCAUUGCAUUCAUGAACCAUACCAAGCAACUGAAAGACACUGUUCACAAACUUGAAGCUCGCGGCAUGAAAGCUGCAGAACUGCAUGGGGACCUCAGCAAGCUGGCGAGGUCGACCGUUUUGAAGAGCUUUAAAAGUGGAGAUGUGAGGGUGUUGGUUACCAGUGAGCUCUCUGCAAGAGGUUUGGACGUGCCGGAAUGCGACCUUGUUGUGAAUCUGGAGUUACCGACCGAUUCUGUCCAUUAUGCCCAUAGAGCUGGCCGGGCGGGGAGGCUUGGACGGAGGGGUAAUGUGGUCAAUAUAUGCGAGGAACCCGAAGUCUUCGUUGUGAAAAAGCUUCAGAAGCAGCUCAGCAUUGCCAUUCAAAGUUGUGAGUUUGCUGAAGGAAAACUGGCCAUUACUGAAGACUGAUAAUGUUAUAAUUAAAAUUAUUUUUGAUAU